Messenger RNA from Truncatella angustata, 2218 nucleotides. Its product is annotated as Alpha/Beta hydrolase protein. NCBI's taxonomy places the organism in Eukaryota, Fungi, Ascomycota, Sordariomycetes, Amphisphaeriales, Sporocadaceae. The record is from RefSeq and is a predicted model, not a curated record. Gene Ontology annotation, biological process: lipid metabolic process. The coding region runs from base 218 to 2098 and encodes 626 amino acids. The transcript is spliced from 3 exons.
CUCAUUUAUAGCCACAUUCUGGGCGGAAUGCUUUGUCACUCUCGUAGAUCUUUAGCCUCGCCUCGUGAGAACACCGCAGUGCACUGUAAAUCGAAUCGUCAUCUGUGCUGGAUCGGGGCAGUGCUUUACUUGUUAGCUCUCAGCUGCAAUACACCGGACUUGCCUGAAUUUCCAGAUCUCAACGCUUUCAUGCAGGGUCUCAAACUAGCUCAACACCAUGGGAUUCUUCGGAUCCAAGAAACGGCGACAAGCACCGUCGUCGCCUCCGGCACCGAAAGUCGAUCAUCUAGGAUAUGUUGUAGGACAAUCAAACCUGCCUCAUCCACCUCCUGAGCGACGAUGCCAACCUCAAACUCAAACUCAACCCCAACCCCAGCCACAGAACAAUGUGCAAACACUUCAGCCUGCAGGUUAUGUGCCGUCACCACCUGGUUGGAAUGCUCACCAUAACACUCUUCCACCACCAUAUCAGGAGCAAAGGCCUUAUGGACCAAUCAUAGUAAAUCAGCAUUACUACCUCAAUCCCCCUCCUUCUCAUCAUUCAAGUUGCACAUCAAACCCUCUUGGAAAACUCCAUCUAGGUUCUGUAGUAGAUCUGGCAACCCAGAUUGUUCCAGUCAAUGUUGUGCACCAGGUCUUCGACGAUGGCCUGCCAAGAUGGCACUGUCACGCAACACAAUUCCUCAACCAGGGCGCUGCACUUUACGACCAGAUCCAAACAAAAUUCAAUGACGUGAUGACUUCGAUUGACUGUGAGCGAUUCGCUGGGAACGAAAAGGACCUGUUCCAAUACCAGAGCACGCCUUCGCUUCUAUCACGCGCCUCCUCGCCGCCCUCUCCGCCGCUAGAACGAGGGCAGCCGAAGAAGCGCAGUAAGAAGGAUGCACCUAAAGGGCAGACUACAGCUGUCGCAUCGUCGAUGAUUUCAGGGGGCUAUUUUGCCAAGGUAGAGUUAUAUGCAAACUCCCGGUUGCCAAUGGAUCUCCCUCCUCUGCGACUGUAUAUCCCAACGUGGCCUCUCAUUUGUUUAGCGGCGCAAUAUUCAGAACGAGUUUAUGAGAGAGCAAGAGGCGCCGAACGCGAUGCGCAUGUGGACGCGGACUGGCGGACAGGCACAAAGGCAAUGUGCAUCAAGUCCGUUCCCAUGGAUCACAUGCACACUAUUGUAUUUGCGAUACGUGGAACCGCAACUUUUAUGGACUGGGCUGUAAACCUCAAUACUGCGCCGACAUCACCCACCGGCUUUUUGGAUGAUGCUAGCAACUUUUGUCACGCAGGCUUCUUGUCCGCUGCCAAAAAGAUGAUAAAGCCAGUUGCAGCACGUUUACGUCAGCUGUUGGAGGAAAACCCGAAUCGCUCGUCCUAUUCCCUGCUCAUUACUGGACAUUCAGCUGGAGGCGCUAUUGCAUCGCUGCUCUACUCGCAUAUGCUUUCAAUAUCACAGGCAGCCACAUCAGAAUUGAACAUUCUGACAGGCUGUUUUAAGCGGGUGCACUGUAUCACUUUCGGCACCCCGCCCGUCUCGCUUCUCCCAUUAGCAAAGCCAGAUCGUGCAGAGUUGAAGAAGUCCUUGUUCUUGAGUUUUAUCAACGAGGGCGAUCCAGUGGCGCGAGCUGACAAGGCGUACGUCAAGAGCCUCCUUGAGCUCUUCGCAACCCCUGCUCCUGGAGACAAGCAGUUGAAGAAGUCUAGCGAGAAGCUUCUCACUCCCCCGCCAAGUCCGCCAUUGAAGCACAGCAAGCCGAAGGAUAAAAAGUCCAAGUCAACACUGCCGUCCAAAACUUCAAAAGCGUCGGUAAAGCCACCGCAGACGAAACCACCAAAGCCAGUCUGGAAGUUGCCUCCAAGCACCUUGAGCAAUGCAGGCCGACUUGUGGUUCUUCGAUCCGGUGAUCCUAAGGCGAAAAUCAAGACGAAGAAGACAGUCGAAGAGCGAUUGAACGAAGGUGUCGUUGCGCAGGUCACCAAUGAUGAACAGCUGAGGGGCGUGGUCUGGGGCGAUCCAGUAUGCCACGUUAUGAGGUUAUAUGCAGGACGAAUUGAGACUUUGGCGGUGGGCGCAGUGACCGCUAGGGGUUACUUGAGACAACUUGUGUAGGGUCCUCGGAAUCUCAUGAGGCGUUUUGUUUUUGGACAUUUAUGAUACCAUUUGAUUUGGCGGUUUGGUGGAAAAGAAAUACGAGUUUACGACUUUAUGAUAGCAAUUUAUUUCACUGAU